AUGAAUAGUAGAGUUAGACGUGAGGCUUUAGAGCGUAUCGUUGGUGAGGGUUAUAGGAAUUGUAUAUGGGAGUUGAGAAUGAACACAAAUGCCUUUGCUAAUUUGUGUGAGUUGCUCCAAGUUCAAGGAGGACUUACCGAGGAUGGUCAUGUAAGCCUGCCGGAGCAGGCUGUGAUACGGAUUCAAAGCAUUUUAUUUGCCAAGGCUACACUAGUUGAAGAGGAUUGUGGUGACCCCACAUGGAGAAAGUUUAAGGGUUGCUUGGGAGCAUUAGAUGGCAUUUAUAUAGAGGUGACAGUCCCCGAGUCGGAGAAGGCAAGAUACCGAACAAGAAAGGGUAAAAUCUGCACCAAUGUCUUAGGUGUGUGUAACCGAGAGAUGGGUUUUGUCUAUGUACUCAGUGGAUGGGAGGGAUCGGCGUCUGAUUCACGGGUACUUCGAGAUGCAAUAACUCGUCGUAAUAGUCUUAAGAUACCCCACGGUAACUACUAUUUAGUUGAUGCUGGUUACACAAAUGGUCCGGGGUUUCUCGCACCGUAUAGAGGCACUCGUUAUCAUGUAAGAGAGUGGGCCCAAGGAGCACGUGCACCACGCAAUUACCAAGAAUAUUUUAAUAGGGUGCAUUCUUCCGCAAGGAAUAUCAUUGAGCGAUGCUUUGGUUUGCUGAAAAAGAGGUUGUCCAUCUUAAGAAGCCCUAGUUUUUACCCUCUAAAGACACAAUCUCAGAUAAUUAUUGCCUGUUGUUUGCUGCAAAAUUUCAUUCGAAAGAGUAUGGAGAUGGAUUCGGAUGAGGAAGGUAGCAUAUUGGAUGAAUUUAUGCCUGAUGGAGACGAAGAACAGGAUGGAAUGAUUGAUGUGGUGAAUAUGGAGAACAAGCUUAUUUGGAGUGAUGAAGAGACUAACGCUUUUGUUGGCUUCAUGGAGGAGUUUGUCGCAGACGGUCAGAGGGCUGAUUGUGGGCAGUUUAAACCCAGAACAUUCGAGAAACUGGCUCUGAAGAUGCUGGAGGCCUUCCCCGGUUGUACACUGACCGCGAAGCACUGCAAAAAUAAGCACAAGCGGUUGAAGGAGAAGUAUCAGUACGCCGCUGACAUGCUUGCUUGUAGCGGAUUCGGCUGGAACCAUGACAAACAAUGUGUGGAGGUUGAUAGCAAAGAUGUCCUUGAUGCAUGGUUGAAGGCACAUCCGACCAAGUUCUACAGUCCUGGCAAGCCAUUUUCUCUUUUUCACCGAAUGGAGGGUAUAUUUGGCAGGGAUAGAGCCACAGGAGCAGCAGCAGUUAGUGGUUUUGAUGCAGAGGAACAGGUUAAUGAAGAGACAGAAGACACUGCAGUUGGAUUUGAUGAGUCUGAUAUGUCUCCAUAUCCAGACAACGGCGGAGGGCCAGCAAUCAAAGACAAGCAUCACAAUCUGAAGCAGGUGCGAGUGUAG
This is a messenger RNA of Arachis stenosperma, 1431 nucleotides long. RefSeq lists its product as uncharacterized. The coding region runs from base 1 to 1431 and encodes 476 amino acids. The record is from RefSeq and is a predicted model, not a curated record. The transcript is spliced from 6 exons. Lineage: Eukaryota; Viridiplantae; Streptophyta; Magnoliopsida; Fabales; Fabaceae.